Messenger RNA from Prinia subflava (tawny-flanked prinia), 1937 nucleotides. RefSeq names its product Sp8 transcription factor (gene SP8). NCBI's taxonomy places the organism in Eukaryota, Metazoa, Chordata, Aves, Passeriformes, Cisticolidae. The transcript has a single exon. The record is from RefSeq and is a predicted model, not a curated record. Gene Ontology annotation, biological process: regulation of transcription by RNA polymerase II. Gene Ontology annotation, molecular function: RNA polymerase II cis-regulatory region sequence-specific DNA binding; DNA-binding transcription factor activity, RNA polymerase II-specific. Bases 358 to 1803 code for a protein of 481 amino acids.
AGCUACGGCAACAGACGUAACUUUUUUCCCCUCUCUUUUUUUCUCCCCCUUUUUUAACCCUUCCUGAGCUCCUUCGGGGGAGGGGAGUUGGAUGAUGAAAAAAAGCCCCGGGAGGCGUUUGGAGGCAGAACCGCGGUGCCGGCCCCAGCCAAGGGAUCCUCCCGCGGGAUUCGAGAAACUUUGCUCCCGGGGCCGGGCGGCGGAGCGGAGCGGGGCCGGGCGGCGGAGCGGUGCCGGGCGCGGAACGCGGGGCGCGGGGCGGCGGCGCGGGGCCGCUCCAUCCCUGACGCCGGCGGGACGGCCCUCUCCCCUCUGUGCCCGCAGGAGGAACCGCGGGUAGGCUCCACGCCGCUGGCCAUGCUCGCCGCGACCUGCAACAAGAUCGGCAGCCCCAGCCCCUCGCCGUCCGCCCUUUCGGACAGCACGUCCUCCUUCGGCAAAGGCUUCCACCCCUGGAAACGCUCCUCCUCCUCAGCCUCGGCGGGCAGCUGCGGCGCCGUGGGCUCCGGCCUCCCGGGCUUCGGCGUGGCGGGCGCGGCGCGGAACGGCUCCUCGGCGGCGGCGGCAGCAGCGGCGGCGGCGGCGGCCGCCCUCGUCUCGGACUCGUUCAGCUGCGGCGGCUCGCCGGGCUCCAGCGCCUUCUCGCUCACCUCCAGCAGCGCCGCGGCAGCCAGCUCGCCCUUCGCCAACGAUUACUCCGUUUUCCAGGCGCCGGGCAGCGCCGGGGGCGGCGGCGGCGGCGGCGGCGGCGGCGGUGGGACCGCAGGACAGGAGACGGCGGCGCACCAGCCCGUCUUCAUCUCCAAAGUGCACACGUCGGUGGAGGGGCUGCAGGGCAUCUAUCCGCGGGUGGGCAUGGCGCACCCCUACGAGUCCUGGUUCAAACCCUCGCACCCGGGGCUGAGCGCCGGCGAGGUAGGCUCAGCGGGCGCCUCCAGCUGGUGGGACGUGGGUGCCGGCUGGAUCGACGUGCAGAGCCCCAACGGGGCGGCCGCGCUGCCCGGCUCCCUGCACCCGGCGGCCGGCGGACUCCAGACUUCGCUCCACUCGCCGCUGGGCGGUUACAACUCGGAUUACUCGGGCCUGGGCCACUCGGCCUUCAGCAGCGGCGCCUCCUCGCACCUCCUCAGCCCCGCCGGGCAGCAUCUCAUGGACGGAUUUAAGCCGGUGCUGCCCGGCUCCUACCCGGACUCGGCCCCCUCGCCGCUGGCCGGCGCCGGGGGCUCCAUGCUGGGCGGCGGCCCCGCCGCACCGCUGGCCGCCUCGCCGCGCUCCUCCGCCCGCCGCUACUCGGGCCGCGCCACCUGCGACUGCCCCAACUGCCAGGAGGCCGAGCGGCUGGGGCCGGCGGGGGCCAGCCUGCGCCGCAAGGGGCUGCACAGCUGCCACAUCCCCGGCUGCGGCAAGGUCUACGGCAAGACCUCGCACCUGAAGGCGCACCUGCGCUGGCACACGGGCGAGCGGCCCUUCGUCUGCAACUGGCUCUUCUGCGGCAAGCGCUUCACCCGCUCCGACGAGCUGCAGCGGCACCUGCGGACCCACACGGGCGAGAAGCGUUUCGCCUGUCCCGUCUGCAACAAGCGCUUCAUGCGCAGCGACCACCUCAGCAAGCACGUCAAGACCCACAGCGGCCCCGGAGGCGCCGGCGGCCCCGGCGGCGGCGGCCCCGGCGGCGGCCCCGGCCCGGGGGGCAAGAAGGGCAGCGACACCGACAGCGAGCACAGCGCGGCUGGCAGCCCGCCCUGCCACUCCCCGGAGCUGCUGCCGCCCCCCGAGCCCGGCCACCGCAACGGGCUGGAGUGACAGGCGGAGGCGCGGGGCCGUCGCGCCCCCCAGUCCCGCCGCGCUCCCGGCCGCGCCGCGCCCCGAGCGCGCAGCCCCGCGGCGGGGACUCGGACACGUAAGUAGCUGGCACGGCUCCGCAAGAACAGCGCUCG